Rhizoctonia solani is the source of this 936-nucleotide messenger RNA. RefSeq names its product Golgi apparatus membrane protein TVP38. Lineage: Eukaryota; Fungi; Basidiomycota; Agaricomycetes; Cantharellales; Ceratobasidiaceae. Gene Ontology annotation, cellular component: Golgi membrane. Gene Ontology annotation, biological process: mitotic spindle elongation; vesicle-mediated transport. The transcript is spliced from 6 exons. The coding region runs from base 1 to 936 and encodes 311 amino acids. The record is from RefSeq and is a predicted model, not a curated record.
AUGUCUUUUGAUAAACCAUUCAUUAAACGGGUGAGCGCGAUCAUACUCGAGUAUUCCAUGGGAACAGUAGCACGAUAUCAAAAGCUAAGCUUAUACGGAAAGGCACUUGUAUGUUUUAUAGCAGCUUCCCAGAUUGCUCUUGCGACUAUUUUCAUCAUGCUCGGAGCGGACCAAAUCUUUCAGUUCCUUUAUGACUCUGCCCAGAAGCUGAAGGCAAUGCCUGCUGGGUGGGCAGUUCUUUCGGCGGCUAUCGUAAUCGUAUCUAUACCGCCCCUUGUGGGCAAAAGUACUGUAAUCACAGUGUGUGGAUUUGCGUAUGGUGUCAAAGCAUUUAGCUUUGUCGCUCCCGCUGCAUGCAUUGGCGCUGCAUUUACCUUUAUUUGUCUGCGCUGUUUUUUCCACGAGAGGGUCCGUCGGUAUACUCGAAACAAAGAGCACUGGCGCGCAUUGGAAGCAGUUGUUGCUACCAAGGGCUUGCCUCUCGUCGUCCUGAUACGACUGGCGCCAAUACCCUGGACAUACUCCAACGCCCUUUUUGCAUCUAUCGAGUCUGUUCGUUUCUGGCAAUUUAUGGUAGCAACCGUGGUUUAUACACCCAAGUUGUUUGUCAUGGUAUUUAUUGCCUCGCGAGUUGCCAAGUUCUCGGAUGGUCAGCAACGCAGUGAAAUGGAUUCCACGACCAAGUGGAUCAAUGGAUUGUCAAUCGUACUCGGCGCCUCUAUUGCGUUUGCGGCAGGCUGGCUGGUAUGGCGCCUCACCGACUCUGAAAUGAGGAAAAUGAAAGCUCUGCCCCAGGAUCUUGAUGACAUGGCUGUUGAUACCUUGUACAGCCUUGAGGUGGGCGUUCCGCUUCCAGGAGAACAUUUAAGCGACGACUUGAACGGAAAUGGUGCUUUGAGGUUGGAUAGUAGUUCAGAUAAUUUAUCGGUCAUGUAA